This is a messenger RNA of Microcebus murinus (gray mouse lemur), 3095 nucleotides long. RefSeq names its product VRK serine/threonine kinase 3 (gene VRK3). Gene Ontology annotation, biological process: protein phosphorylation. NCBI's taxonomy places the organism in Eukaryota, Metazoa, Chordata, Mammalia, Primates, Cheirogaleidae. The record is from RefSeq and is a predicted model, not a curated record. Gene Ontology annotation, molecular function: ATP binding; protein kinase activity.
AUCUCCACCCGCUUCAUCCUUAGAGACACCGCUGGAGCGCUCUGGCGGGGGAAAUAGGGUAGAAACGUAAUCAGGACCGAGUGACUUCAGGGUUUAGUAGUCCAACUUUAACCCUGUUUAAAGGACCAUCUAGUCAACCUUAUCCUGCCUUUCCUAGAAUACUGGAAGGCUUUUCCAUUUCUGAAGGGGACAACAGUAGGUUGCCAUAGAAACGCAUUAAGAAAGACGUUGGGAUUCUUGAGAAGACGCGCGAAACUAAGGGGCGGAGUUGAGGGAGAAGUAACAAUAUAACCUCUGAUUGGUGGAGAGAUGCCUUCGAUUCAUUCCGAUUGGUUUUGCAUUGGCACAUGCGCAGUAGAACCAUGAAGUGUUCCAGAGAGGGUGGAAUGGGAGGGUGAUGAGGAAAUAAUCCCUCCCUCUGUCCUGAGGCAGAGGACUGGCCUGCCGCGAAGGCGUCUGGGAGAUGGAGUUCCCAGAGAGGUAUAGCCCAGGGGCCGUCGGGAAGUCAGCGGCGCCUGCGCAGGCAAGUCCGGCCUUAGGGCCAGGAUGCGCGCGCAGCGCGUUCGGCCCAGCGGAAGUUUCUGUGGGGUAACUAAGAAGGUCAUUGUCAAGAUGGAGUUUCCAGCCCAGUGAAUCCAAGGGCCAGACCGUGACCCCAUAAAGCAUGAUCUCCUUCUGUCCAGACUGUGGCAAAAGUAUUGAAGCAACAUUCAAAUUCUGCCCCUACUGUGGAAAACUUUUACCUACAGAGGAGGGCGCAGGGUCCCAGACCUUUGUCAAGCCACGUGUGUCAUCCUUGCGAGGCACCAGAAGACAGCUGAACUCCUCCAGUUCUGAAAUUUCUCCCAAGAGAGUGAAAUGGUCUAGCACUGUCACUGCUCCUCAAUUAUCCCUCUUCCCAGAUGGUGACAGUUCUGGGUCUGAAGAUACCUCAAGUCCUUCUGAGAGAUCCAAAGCUUCCUUUAGCAGGCCCCCAACGCCCAGGUACAGCCCGGUACAGCCCAGGUACAGCCCGCAGCCGACCAACCGAAGCCCUCAGACACUGAAGCGGAGCCGGGUGACCACCUCACUUGAGGCUUUGCCCACAGAAAUGGUGCUGACAGACAAGAGCGGGCGGCAGUGGAAGCUGGGAUCCCUCCAGAGCAGGGACGACCAGGGCAUUCUCUAUGAAGCUGAGCCCACCUCCAUCCUCGCCUGUGGCUCAGAUCCCCAGAAACAAAAGUUCUCGCUCAAAUUGGAUGCCAAGGAUGGGCGCUUGUUCAACGAGCAGAACUUCUUCCAGCGGGCCGCCAAGCCUCUGCAAGUGAACAAGUGGAAAAAGCUGUACUCGACCCCCCUGCUGGCCAUCCCCACCUGCAUCGGCUUUGGUGUUCACCAGGACAAGUACAGGUUCUUGGUGUUCCCCAGCCUGGGGAGGAGCCUUCAGUCAGUGCUGGAUGACAACCCGAAGCACGUGAUGUCGGAGAGGUCUGUGCUGCAGGUGGCCUGCCGGAUGCUGGAUGCCCUGGAGUUCCUCCAUGAGAAUGAGUACGUUCAUGGAAAUGUGACAGCCGAGAAUAUCUUUGUGAAUCCACAGGAUCUGAGUCAGGUGAUGCUGGCAGGCUAUGGCUUCACCUUCCGCUACUGCCCAAGUGGCAAACACGUGGCCUAUGUGGAAGGCAGCAGGAGCCCACACGAGGGAGAUCUUGAGUUCAUUAGCAUGGACCUGCAUAAGGGAUGCGGGCCCUCCCGCCGCAGUGACCUCCAGACCCUGGGAUACUGCAUGCUGAAGUGGCUCUGUGGGUUUCUGCCAUGGACAGACUGCCUUCCCAACACUGAGGACAUCAUGAAGCAGAAGCAGAAGUUUCUUGACAACCCGGAGGCCCUGGUGGGACUGUGUGGUCACUGGAUCAGGUCCUCAGAGACCCUACAGGAGUACCUGAAGGUGGUGAUGGCCCUCAAGUAUGACGAGAAGCCACCCUAUGCCAUGCUGAGGAACAAUCUAGAAGUCCUCCUCCAGGAUCUGCGAGCGUCACCCUACGACCCCAUUGACCUCCAUAUGGUGCCAUAGAUGGAAUCUAGGCUGAAAUUGUGAGAGGACGCUAUAUGCAAGGCACUUGGCCCGGUGCCCGCGCACAGAGCCCGCCGGGCGUUUUUCUCUGUGGCAGCAGCGUGGCAGGCCCGCACCUUAACCGGACACUGUCCAAAAGCGAAGUCGCGCCUUCUACGCCCGCCUCCUCCUCCCCCGCCUCUCCAGCUCAGUAGAUGGCUCGUCCUCCGCCCACCCAGCUGUCCAGGCCAGACACCUCGGGGUCCCUUCGGUGGCCGCCUCCAGGUCUCCGGUUCCGGAUGAGGCCAACUGCAGUCACUUGUCAUGGUCACCCCCUGGCAGUGAGCUCUGUGCCUGUCAUUUCUGUGUUUCUGGCAAAAGCCAGAGGCUGCCUCCGUGUUUAUCGAUGGGGUGAGUCCAGGUGUCCUGCCAGUGCCACCCUGUCUUAAGUGCUUUUCAGUCCACCCAGGACGGUGGACAUUUAAACCUCAAAACUUAGCAGCCCCUUCCGGGGUCACCACCGUUUCAGGUCUGCUUACCCCCCGGGGGGCCACUCACUCCGUAGUAGAUGUGUCCCUCGGUUGGGAACUUAAUUCGGAGAUGCCAUUUCAGGAGCCCAGUGAUUGUCGAGUGACUUGAAGAUCAUCUUGCCUCUGCUCUGGGGCAGCUCCUUGCCUCGGCCUGCACGGCUGAGCCCCCCUGCUCCCCUCACGUGCCGGCCACGCCAUCCUCCCUCCAGCUCCACACCAGGCCGGCUGGACUCGUUUGCACCUGGCCUUCUGGCCCCCGAGUUCACACUCUGGCUCCUCCCCAGGUCACCCCCGGAGGUGCCACCUCACCACCGGCCCACCCACUUGAUUGUCAUGUCACCUAUUUCCUGCACAGCCCUUGUUCCUGUCUGGAGGGAAGCACGCGUUUAGUUCGUGCUGUCUCCUCUCCCUUCUCUAUGUUAUAAGCCCUGCAGGGGCUCCUUGUCCCUCUGGCUCACAGUGACGUCCAGGGCGUCUGGUGCUUGGCAUGUAGUAAGGACACAGAGUGUGUUUCUUGAAUGAAUGAGACGCUAACA